Lucilia sericata (common green bottle fly) is the source of this 1371-nucleotide messenger RNA. RefSeq names its product SPRY domain-containing protein 7. The transcript is spliced from 3 exons. Gene Ontology annotation, molecular function: protein binding. Lineage: Eukaryota; Metazoa; Arthropoda; Insecta; Diptera; Calliphoridae. Bases 114 to 899 code for a protein of 261 amino acids. The record is from RefSeq and is a predicted model, not a curated record.
UAAAAAGAAAAGCUGGACUGCAUUUUGCAAAAAAAAGAACAACAAAGAUUGUGAAGAGAACAAACUUAUAAUUUAAUAACUGCGUAAGAUAAAAAAUACAAUAAAUAAUAAAAAUGUUUUGCUGUUUAAGAAACUGUCUAAAUGGAAAUAUACACAAAACAAACGCAAUUGUUAGUAAAGUACGGGAGCCCGAAAUACAUUUGGAUGCAGCACAUAUUGGAACAGAAGUAAUUUUACUCUCAAAUUAUUUACGCAUAACUGGUACUGGCGGCUGUGUGGCCACUGCACCUUUAGUACAAUCAAAAUCAUAUUUUGAAGUUAAAAUUCAACAAAAGGGACUGUGGUCUAUUGGUUUGGCAACACGUCAGGCUGAUUUAAACAAGAAAUUUGGUGGCCUUGAUAAGGAAUCGUGGUGUUUAUGUUCCGACAAUGUAACCCGUCACAAUGGCGAAGAGUAUGGUCCCGUGGUGGCCUGUACGAAUGAGCCAAAAUUACAAAAUGGUGGUGCUGGUGGCAUGAUACUAAAUGGUUCAGCGGUUCCUGGUUUAAUAGGUAUAGAAGAUAUAAAUGAGGAUUUGCUAUUGACAACGGGUAAAAGUGAGAGUGAAGUAAAGGAAAAUGGUUUAACUAAGACUGAUUCUGAGGGUAGUUUGGAAGAACAAACGCAUAGCUUUCCCGAUGAGGGUGAUAUUGUUGGCGUUUCAUUUGAUCAUAUUGAAUUAAAUUUCUAUUUUAAUGGUAAAAAUCUAGAAGUACCAUUCCGUAAUGUUAAAGCUAGUACGGUGUAUCCGGUUAUUUUUGUUGGUAAUGGAGCAAUAUUAGAUAUUAUUUUGAAUAAUUUUCAUUAUGCACCGCCAGCCGGUUUUGAAAAUAUUAUGCUUGAACAAUCUCUAUUGUAAAAAUCAAAAAAUAAUUUAGUUCUUAAGUUUAAUCUUUAUUUAUAUAAAUAUAUAUUCAAAAUUAGUAAUUCUAUACCAGUAUAAUGAAGUUAAAAAAAAAAAACCUAAAUCUCUAGUCUAUAUUUUCUCCUGAAUUAUAUACAUAACUAUUUAUAUUAUUUAUUUUACAUAAAUUAUUAAUAACAACUAAAAACGCAUAUUUUCUCAUUCAAAACUAAACGAAAAAAACUAUAAUUUACAUUCCAUUUUGUACAUGUUUAUAAUUCUAUUGAAUAUGGUUAAAAUAAGAAAAGUGUUAUUAUAUUGUACUUUUCAUUAUCAACAAAAAAAGCUUGUAAUAAAUUAUUUAAUUAACUUAUAUACUUAUAAUUAUAUAAAUUACUUUUAUUCCUGGCAGACUAUAAUAACAAAAUUAUUGUAAUUAUGAUAAUAAAUUAUUAAAAAUUAUGUUUAAGAACUUAAAAUAAAAUGU